Molecule: messenger RNA, 2007 nt
Organism: Penicillium subrubescens
Lineage: Eukaryota; Fungi; Ascomycota; Eurotiomycetes; Eurotiales; Aspergillaceae
Product: fungal specific transcription factor domain-containing protein
Exons: 6
Coding region: 1-2007 (668 amino acids)
Biological process (GO): DNA-templated transcription
Molecular function (GO): DNA binding; zinc ion binding
Source: RefSeq, a predicted model, not a curated record
AUGUCUAUUCUGUCGCUCAAAGAAGUUAAAGUGCGACUCGCAGAAGCCAAGCUGUGGCAAUUGCUUGGCAAAAGGCGUCGACUGCCAACAAAUCAACGCAUUAAGCAACUAGAACAAGAAAACGCUAUUCUUCGCCAACAAUGUACCCGUCAGGGAAAUACAGACGUUGGAAUUCCUGAAAGACAUGCUUUGAUUCCAACUGAAGCUUCCUUGGCGUCGCUCAGUCCAGCACAAAGUAGGGUCACGGGCUCGAUAUCCCACCACGCUGAGCCUUCCCCGAGCGAUCAUCACUCGAGUAGAGGUCGGGAUACGUCUCAUCCGGAGGUACCCGAUAGCGAGAAUCAUCGCCACAGUACUUCAUUAUAUCACGGGCCCACCAGUACGGUUUAUGAUGACACUGCACAUUCAGGAGCUGAUGGAGAAGACUCGGAAGGGUUUGACUCUCCUGUGAGCGAAGAGUGGGCUCGGCAUCUCCUCUUCGCUCAAACCGCAAGGCAAAGACAACUUGAGCCAUUGAACCUCGCAGCUGGGAAGCUCGACUUUGAUGGGCUCGAUCCAGAAAUUGGCAUGCACUUGCUGACGAUCUAUUGGAGUCGCCAACUCUACACCGCACAGAUCACAUAUCGCCCAGUAUUCAUGCGAGACAUGGCCUGUGACGGCCCUUAUUUCUCAAAACUUCUACUGAAUGCAAUCUUGUUCACCGUUUCGAAGCACUGCCCUCGGCCUGAACUACGCUCUGACCCUGAUGACAUUACCACUGCAGGAUGGAGGUUUCGUCAACGGUUCACCGAACUCCUGCGAGAGUCGUUUGAUAAGAGCGAGAUCACUACACUGCAAGCAUUGAUCAUUAUGUCUAACUCACUGUUCUCAAGAUGCGACGAACGCAGUUUGUCUUGGCUUUAUGCUGGAAAUGCAUUCAAUAUGAUCAUCGACCUUGGUCUGCAUGUUCUCCCAUCGCCAAACAAGAUGUCUGCAGAGGAACUUGAAGUUCGGAAGCGUGUUUUAUGGGGUGCUUACACGAUCGACAAAAUCCAGUGUCUUCUCCAGGGCAGGCCACCUCUACUUCGCCAAAUCAAUUUCAAGGCUUCCCUGAAUUUUCUAGACGAGUACGACGAGCUCGACACUUUCAAGGAUAUCACAUACAGUGCAACUGAACAACGGUCUGCAAUACCUUCGCUCAACGUAUCGCUCUUGACAAAAUUAUGCGAAUUAUCCAUUAUUUCCGAGCGCAUUCUGUGCGAACUCUACUCCGAGUCGCAGAACAUGAGCCAAAGUCAAAGCCAGAAGAUCUCGGCAGACAUCAGCUCCGAUCUCAGUAAAUGGCGCUCGAGUCUACCGCCCCAGCUCGACUAUAUCUCAUAUCCCAGAGAGUCGGUCCUUUUGCCUCAAGCAUUUUGUCUAUUGGCACUCUCAUGCGUUCUUACCAUCCUCUCUCAACGGCCAUUAUUCAUGGGCAGUCAUCCCGGUUGCACUCGAAAUUCAGCCACUGCAUAUGAGGCUGUUAGCAUGUGCACCGCAGCUGCCAAUCAAAUUGUCCAAAUUCUACGUGACUACUCCCAGCACUUUUCCAUCACUACCGCCCCAUACAUGCUUUCCUAUGCGACAUAUAUCAGCGCCACCAUCCACGUCAGAAUAGUCGCGCAGAAGGGACGGGGUUCGAAUUCUUUCCAGUGCCUUUUACUUUGUCGCAACGUCCUCCGCGAACACUUACGGCUCUAUGCAGCGGCUGGCAAAGCUAUGGCCAAUCUUGAAAAACUCGUGGCUCAUCUUGGCAUUGUCAUCACCGAAGGGGACGAGGCGGGCACUUCGAUGAUUAGCCUUGCAGAUGAUCUACCCGCACAGGAAACUAUCUCAGCCCCUAACCUUUCAAAUGCCUCCGAUCAGACUAUCGACAUAGGAUCUCCACAGUUGAACUGGGGUCUAUCGGAUCUUGAUCUCGAGGCAAUCGCCCAAAGUUUCCGGCUUGAUUCAGAAUUGCAUUAUCUAAUGCACCCGGUUGGGAUCUGA